Messenger RNA from Apodemus sylvaticus (European woodmouse), 918 nucleotides. Its product is annotated as olfactory receptor 5W2-like. The record is from RefSeq and is a predicted model, not a curated record. The transcript has a single exon. Gene Ontology annotation, cellular component: membrane. Gene Ontology annotation, biological process: sensory perception of smell; G protein-coupled receptor signaling pathway. Bases 1 to 918 code for a protein of 305 amino acids. Lineage: Eukaryota; Metazoa; Chordata; Mammalia; Rodentia; Muridae. Gene Ontology annotation, molecular function: G protein-coupled receptor activity; odorant binding; olfactory receptor activity.
AUGGAUAUAGGAAACUGUUCCUUGAAUGAAUUCAUUUUUGUGGGAGUUACCAAUAACCCAGAGAUGAAAAGGACACUGUUUACCGUCUUUCUCCUCAUCUAUGUCAUCAAUUUUCUGGGGAAUCUUGGUAUGAUCAUUUUGAUCAUAGUAGAUCCCCAGCUGCACACACCCAUGUACUUUUUCCUGAGCCACCUAUCUUUCUGUGAUCUCUGCUAUUCCACAGCAAUUGGUCCCAAGAUGCUGGUAGAUAUGUUUGGCAAGAACAAGUCAAUUCCCUUCUGGGGCUGUGCUCUGCAGUUCUUCAUUUCCUGUACUUUUGCAGAUUCUGAGUGUGUGCUGAUGGCCUUUGAUAGAUACCAGGCCAUUAGCAACCCCUUGCUCUACACAGCAAACAUGCCCAGCAGGAAAUGUUCUAUGCUCAUGGCUGGAGUUUACCUGGUGGGAACAUCAGAUGCUUUGAUACAUUCAACUUUGGCAUUCCGCUUGUGUUUCUGUGGGUCUAAUGAGAUCAACCACUUCUUCUGUGAUCUACCUCCACUUUAUCUUCUCUCCUGCUCAGAUACUCAAGUAAAUGAGUUAGCAUUAUUUACUAUUUAUGGUUUCCUUGAACUGAGCACCAUCUCAGGAGUCCUUGUUUCUUACUGUUACAUCAUCUCAUCAGUCUUAAAAAUCCAUUCAACUGAAGGGAGGUUCAAAGCUUUCUCUACCUGUACCUCUCACUUGACCACGGUGGCUAUUUUUCAAGGAACUCUUCUCUUCACAUAUUUUCGACCAAGUUCUUAUUCCCUUGACCAAGACAAAAUGACAUCUCUAUUUUAUACCCUUGUGAUCCCUAUGCUGAACCCUCUGAUUUAUAGCUUAAGGAACAAGGAUGUGAAAGAGGCCUUGGAGAAAAUUAGAAGAAAAAGAUGGUUUUAA